UCCGUUGGCAUGUAGAUGCUCGCCUAUCAUAGAUGAUGUAGAACUACCAAUAUCUGUGGUGAUCCGGACCAGUCAUAUGGUGGGUUCCAAGAUGGCUGGGCCACGGCCCAGAAACGCACGAAUUAGAUGACUCCAACCCGAUCUAAUGAAUCACACUAGAACACUCGAUUCCGUACAUCACUACGCAUCGUUAAUUGAGAAAUGCAUAACAACAAAACAUCUCGGCCAUGGAAAGCUCCUGCACUCGCACCUCAUCAAAACCGCUCUCAAUCUCAAUGUCUUCCUCUCCAACCGACUCAUCGACAUGUACGCCAAAUGCAGCGAUUCCUUGGAAAGCGCCCAAAUCGCUUUCUGCGACCUUCCCACCAAAAACACCCAUUCCUAUAACACCAUCAUCUCAGCGUACUGUAAAGCUGGCCUGUUCGGAAACGCACACAAGCUGUUCGACGAAAUGCACCAACCAAAUAUCGUUAGCUAUAAUUCCAUGAUUUCAGGAUUAACCCAUCAUGGGCGGCACGAAGAAGCCAUAGAUGUCUUCCGUGCGAUGCAGAAGCAUUGGGGCCGCCCUCUCAUUGACAAGUUCACGCUCGUCAAUGUGGCAAAUGCUUGUGCCAGCCUUGCAGCGGCGGAAUUGCUCCGUCAGGUCCAUGCCGUCGUGAUUGUUGUCAGCUUGGAGCUGAACCUCAUCAUGUAUAAUGCCCUAGUUGACGCGUAUGGGAAGUGCAGUGAUGUGGAUUCUUCCCGCUGGCUUUUCGACCAAAUGCCAGAGAGGGAUGUCGUGUCGUGGACCUCAAUGGUUGUUUCUUAUGCGCGAGUAUGCAGGUUGGAAGAAGCUUGUUGUGUUUUUUAUUCAAUGCCUGUCCGGAAUUCUGUUUCGUGGACAGCAUUGAUUGCUGGGCAUGCACAAAAUGGGCAGGGCGUUAAGGCUUUAGCUGCCUUUGAACGAAUGCGGGAAGAGGGAAUUUCACCAAGCACUUUCACAUUUGUUAGUGUGCUAAAUGCCUGCGCGAGCCUUGCACUCAUCGAACGUGGAAAACAAGUCCACGGACACAUCAUGCGGAGUCGCAUGGGAGUUGAAUUCUUGAAUGUCUUUAUCUAUAAUGCUUUGAUUGACAUGUACACAAAAUGCGGGGACAUGAAUUCAGCUGUGGCAUUGUUUGAGAGGAUGCCUGAAAGAGAUGUUGUAUCCUGGAACUCAAUAGUUACUGGGUUUGCUCAGAAUGGGUAUGGGAAACAAUCACUCUUCACUUUUGAGAGAAUGAUUGAAGCAGGCAUUGUGCCAAACCACGUCACAUUUCUUGGGGUGCUAUCUGCUUGCAGUCAUGCAGGUCUAGUAUCGGAGGGACGUCAGUUCUUGGACUCAAUGCAGAGGAAGUACGAUGUACGUCCAAGAUCAGAGCAUUACGCUAUCCUAAUUGACACUUUUGGGCGAAGUAAUCAACUUGAAGAAGCAAUGGAGUUGAUAAAGAGUGCACCUUAUGGGUCAGAUAGUGUCGGAAUGUGGGGUGCUCUCUUGGGUGCCUGUCGUGUGCAUGGAAACUUGGAUCUUGCAAGAAUGGCAGCUGAAUCACUCUUUAAUCUGGAGCCUGAGAAUGCUGCAAGAUAUGUCAUGUUGUCAAACAUUUACGCUGCUGCAGGCAGAUGGGACAAUGCUCGUCUAGUGAGGAGCCUCAUGAAGGAGAGAGGACUAAAGAAAGAUCCUGGUUAUAGUUGGAUUGAGGUGAGGAAUGCAAGGCAUCAGUUUGUAGCUGAUGACAGGUCACACGAUCAGACAGAAGAGAUAUAUGAAAUGUUAGCGAAACUGGUUGAUCGAAUGAAGGAAGCAGGAUAUCUUCCUGACAACAGUUGGUCUUUUACACCAGGUGAAGAGGAUGGAAUGUUUUCAUUGGAGUAAACAUGCGGGAAGCGAAACGUCGUGCUAUCUUUAGCUGAGAUUGUUUGUAUUCUUUUCUACCUUACAUUAAAUUGGAAAGAAAAAUUUUGCUGUGU
Messenger RNA from Magnolia sinica, 1989 nucleotides. Its product is annotated as pentatricopeptide repeat-containing protein At2g13600-like. The record is from RefSeq and is a predicted model, not a curated record. The transcript has a single exon. NCBI's taxonomy places the organism in Eukaryota, Viridiplantae, Streptophyta, Magnoliopsida, Magnoliales, Magnoliaceae. Gene Ontology annotation, biological process: RNA modification. The coding region runs from base 146 to 1894 and encodes 582 amino acids. Gene Ontology annotation, molecular function: RNA binding; protein binding.